UGUGAAAUUGUUAGACGGUCCCUAACUGAAAUCCGUUGACCUGAGCUCAACAGUUUGCAGGUGUGAUGCUCAGUGAGCCCAUCAUGCUCUCAAACGCGAAUACUUUGGCGAAGUUGUAUCUGUCUAUCAUUGAUGAUGUGAUGGAGAGCGUUAGAGAAAUGUUUUAUGAUGAAGGAAUAGACGAGCGAGUACUGGACAACCUCAGACAGCUCUGGGAGUCAAAGGUUGUGCAGUCUAAAGCUGUCGAGGGUUUAAUCAAAGACAGCAAUCCAUCCAGUUUUGUUCUGCAGUUGCCAGGGAACUACACACAAACUCUCAACAAGCCCACUGUUGUGAUUCCUGCUGCUCAGAAUGUACAGAAUUUUACUUCUAAAGCAAACAACUGUAGUUCAGUUACCACAUUCUCACUGCCACCUGGAAUAACUUAUCCAGUACAGAUCCCCGCCGGUGUCACUUUACAGACAGCUUCAGGACAUUUCUACAAAGUCAAUGUUCCUGUAAUGGUCACACGAGGGGCUCAGCACGUCCUGACCCGACCUGCUCAGACAUCAAACCCGGCUCCUGUCGCUCAUGGCAUUGUGGCGCAACUGUCUACUGCUUGCCAUCCUGCAGCAUCUGCGUGUCCAGUGUCUGAUAGGACACCGAGCCCACUGAACAUUGAAGCCUCGUCUGAUAAACCCCUGCCAUCACUUUCAGAGAGUCAAAGUGAAUUCACUCUUGAUGGCAUUGACUUCAGCCCGGAGCCACUUGACAUGAGCACAUCCUCUCCUUGCACCCCUCAGCUACAGGGCCAACACUCAGAUUUUUCUUCCAGUUAUGCACAGGACAUGAUAGAAAUGCCUUUGAAAGAACCUGAGAGAUCCAGUGUGUUGAAUAUUGAAUCUGCUCCUUCAAGCAUGCCAACCAAAGACGCAAAGCUUGAGAUGAUGGAGCUCCACACUGACCUUAACUUCAAUGAGCUGGUGGACAUCACACAACUAGAUGGAGUUGCUAACAGCAGCUCAGACACUGAAGAUGAAGAUAAUGAUGAUGAUGAUGAUUUGGGGCUUGUUGGAGAGAAUGAGUUCCUGGGAUUGAUCAAUGCCAAUGAGGAGGAAGAGGAAGAGGAGGAAGAGGAUCCACUGAAUUCAGGAGAUGAUGUGAGUGAACAAGAUAUCCCAGAGAUCUUUGACACUGAGAACAUCAUUGUUUGCCAGUAUGACAAGAUUCAUCGUAGCAAAAACCGAUGGAAGUUUUACUUGAAAGAUGGUGUCAUGUGUUAUGGAGGGAAAGACUAUGUUUUCUCUAAGGCUGUCGGAGAGGCUGAAUGGUGAAAUAGUAAUAUUAGUAUAAUGCAAUAUUUUUGUUUUAGGCUUCUAAUGCAGCCGGUUUAUUUAUAAAAAAAUUUUUUGUUAAUUUUUGUUUCCAUGGUGGCAACAGAAAUCCAUGUUGGGGCUUAUUUGAACCUUAAACCUUAAAUUUAAAGCUAUGAUUCUGUUUAUCUAUUAAUCAAUAUACAUUUUUUGAAAUGUAUGAUGUCAUAUGAUCCCAUUAGUUGUUUUCUUAUUUUGGAGACAGUUAAUUAAUGUAUUAACA
Molecule: messenger RNA, 1575 nt
Organism: Paramisgurnus dabryanus
Lineage: Eukaryota; Metazoa; Chordata; Actinopteri; Cypriniformes; Cobitidae
Gene: gtf2a1l
Product: general transcription factor IIA, 1-like
Biological process (GO): transcription initiation at RNA polymerase II promoter; transcription by RNA polymerase II
Cellular component (GO): transcription factor TFIIA complex
Source: RefSeq, a predicted model, not a curated record